This is a messenger RNA of Aplosporella prunicola CBS 121167, 1348 nucleotides long. RefSeq lists its product as uncharacterized. The record is from RefSeq and is a predicted model, not a curated record. Gene Ontology annotation, molecular function: S-adenosylmethionine-dependent methyltransferase activity. The transcript has 3 exons. NCBI's taxonomy places the organism in Eukaryota, Fungi, Ascomycota, Dothideomycetes, Botryosphaeriales, Aplosporellaceae. The coding region runs from base 296 to 1168 and encodes 290 amino acids.
CUUUUUUGAGAAGCGUCACCCAAUAAACCGUGACUGCGUGUAGAUACUUGACAGUUACAGUCAUUGUAUCGUUGAUCUUCCCAAAAUCCCCCGCCUUCCUGAUGUCUCCAUAUGUACUGGGCAGGGGCUAACAUAAAUCUCCGAAAGUGCUGCACGCAGACUAUAAAGACCGCGAGGCUUGCCAGCAGUUAGGAGAGACAUGACAAGCUUGUUGCAACCUCUGAGAAGACUACCAAGAUCGACAUUCCUAAGACCAUCUUUUUAUCGAACAAUUUUCACCACACCGGGACUAAAAAUGGACUGGAACGACCCGAAAGCUGUUGAGUGCUACCGCAAAGAGGCGGAAAACAUCACUAGCCACUACGCUCGCGCCCUUACGCUACAGGCAGGCUUUGACAAGGUUGGCCACGAUGAGCAACUCGUUGUCCUUGACAAUGCUUGCGGCACAGCCAUAGUCUCAUUACAUCUCUAUGACGUUCUCCCUAACGACGCCAAAGACAACCUGGAGCUGCUUUGCGGCGACAUCUCUGCUCCCAUGCUUGCUACAGUGGAGCAGAGAAUCAAGGAAUAUGGAUGGAAGGGCGCUAAGACUCAAAUUGUUGAUACCCAUGACACCAAACUCCCAUCCAAUCAUUUCACGCACGUCCUCACGAACUUUGGGUUUGUCGGCUUGAAGAAACCACACACCGCUCUCGAUGAGCAAAAUCGUAUCCUCCGCCCUGGAGGGACCCUUGCCCUGACGGUCUGGGAGUCUACUGGUUGGUUCGAAUACACUGCCGAGGCCGUGAGAAGCCUGCCCUCACCCCCACACUUCCCAACCUGGCCCGAGUUCUGCAACGCCUUUGUUUCCGAGGAGGACACUGGGCCGCGCAAGUGGCACUUGACCUCGUUCAUGGUGGAGCAAAUCCGCAGCCACGGCUUUGAGGAUGUCCAAACUACUAGGGUGAAGUCCCACACGAGGCAUGAGAGCGCGAAGAAGUACUGCGAGGUCUAUGUUCCCAUGCUCAAAAUGAUCACGGCUACGUUUUGGAAUGAGGAGCAGAGGGAGAAAUAUGGGGGAUUGGUGGAAGCGGCACUUGUGAAGCGUCUGGAAGAGGUGUUUGGAGAGGGUGAGAUUGUGCUUGAUUGGGAGGCUACGAUCAUUGUCGGGAAGAAAAAGAUGAAUUGAAAUGGAGAUGGAAGAAGAUGGAAUAUCCUUCGUUUGUAGUGGCGUUGACUUAGUGGUGUUGACUUUAACGGCCAGUUUCUUUGAACGUUCAUUUGCUUUGGGAUUACACAUGUUGUUUUCGUCCAUAUUGUUCUAGCGGAUCUUAAUAGGCAAAAUUCAGAAGUGUCCGAUAAAAUCGAG